Messenger RNA from Leptopilina heterotoma, 2525 nucleotides. It is a transcript of the gene ast, whose product is annotated as protein asteroid. The record is from RefSeq and is a predicted model, not a curated record. NCBI's taxonomy places the organism in Eukaryota, Metazoa, Arthropoda, Insecta, Hymenoptera, Figitidae. The coding region runs from base 182 to 2461 and encodes 759 amino acids. The transcript has 3 exons.
UCUGUGCAGUUGAAAUAAAUAAACACAGAGGCACUAGCAAAACAAGAACUAUACCCUAUGAAUUGAUUACUCCAAGUGACAAAUAAUAAUAAGAAAAAAAACUAAUUCCAAUUAUGAUUUUCAUUUUACAUUGAGAAUUCGAGUGAAAUUUCAUAAGAUUAAUACAAAAAACUUAUGAAAAAUGGGAAUUCGAGGACUGGCAACGUACAUGGCCCAAAGAUCAGACUGGCAUUUAAAACCAUUUGAACUUCAUGAUACCUACAUUGUCAUCGAUGGCAAUGCUCUUGUCUCCCAAUUAUACAUUCGAUGUGCAAAAUGCAAUUGUUCUUUCGGAGGUGAUUACGAUAAGUUUGCACGAACAAUUUGUGAUUUUUUCGACAGUCUUGAAAAAUGCAACAUAACCCCAUUAGUUCUCAUUGAUGGCGGUUGCGAGGAAAAGAAAAUCCUGACAGUUCGUCAACGAAUUAGGGAUAAGGUAGGAUCGGCUUUCGGUUACAACCCAACAACUCAAAGGGAAUACAAAUUUUUUCCGCUUCUAAUGAAGGAAGUUUUCAAGGAAGUAAUGUCGAAGAAAGGCGUGAAAUACGUUCAAACUCUUUUUGAGGCCGACGAUGAGAUAGCAUCGGUGGCACGAAUUUUAAAUUGUCCGGUGUUGAGUUUCGAUUCUGAUUUUUAUAUUUACGACGUGAUGUAUAUUCCAUUCAAUACUCUGGAUCCAUUCUUAAUUCAAAAUCGCCGAGGAACUGGUUACGUGAAACGCUGCAAAAUCUACAGAGUGGAUUCUCUCCGGAGACAAUUUCCUGGCCUUGAGCGUCUACAUCUUCCUCUCGCUUCAACUUUACUUGGCAACGAUUACGUGAAUUGUCGAACAUUCAAGGGAUUUUUCGAUCACCUGCGACUACCGAAAAUAACGAAAUUGCGCUACAACGAUCAGCAACGACGAAUCGAAGCGACACUGCUCUGGCUGAGUAAGCACACUGUUCACAAUGCUAUCGCUCAAAUUCUCGCACGACUCCCAGUCGAAAAGCGGCCAAAAAUUUUAGAAAUCAUUGAAAUGAUUGUUAACGUUUACACGACAUCGAAUCCACAGAUACUUAUUUCCCUGGGUUUCUCAGUGGAAUAUGUUGCGGAAAUGGAGGGAAAAUUCAAAAAAGAACCUUUCAAGUAUCAAGGUGAUAUUAAAAAUCUUCGUCCUGAGGAAGAUUCGGACGAUGGCGAGAAAUUGGAAAACGAUAUCGUCGAUCCAGAUGACGAAGAAACUGUAGAAGACGAUCCGGAAUUCCGUUACAAUCCAAACAUAAAAAAAGUCGCUCCUGAUUGGUUUAUUCAAGAAUUCCAAAUGGGAAAUUAUGCUUCCUACUUUAUUGACAUACUGACAAGAAGAUUUUAUGUUUGCCCACCGCAAAUAGAAGAUUACUCCUAUCCAGCGGCAAUAAAAAUUUGUACAAAAAUAAUAAGCCUCAUUUAUAGUUUAUUGACAAAGAAUCUUCAAGGUCCCGAUACACUGUCCUAUCUCUGUCGAGGUGCUGGAAAAAAUGUAAUUGUCAAUAAAUUGGAAGCCAAAAGUGAUAUUCUCGGCAGCCAAUUGCCAAGUCUCUUUAAUUUACGCAAACUUCCAAUUGUCAUUCGUAAGCGAAUGUUUGACGAAACACUUGGCAUUCCCGAGUGUGCCCUCGCCACAAUUCCCACUGAAUGGCAACUUUAUGUGGCGACUGUUAUUUUUUGGAUGUCACAACAGGAGAAACCAUCGGGAACAAAUUGUCAUUUGUAUUCAUUACUCUAUGCAAUGCUUUUUGGUGUGAUUGACAGUAAAAUUGGUUUUCAUCGUUCCGAGCAAUAUUUUCAUCAACAAUUCGAUCAACAGAUACAAAUGAUUUUUUACAAUAGAGAAAAUCAUCAAUCGCACGUUCAAUUAGACGAGAAUUUAACGGUUUAUGAAGCGUAUUGUCAAGUUAUGCCCGAUGAUUGUUUAUUGGCUGCGCCAUUUUUUUUGAAUAAUUUCGAAAUCAAUCAACAUCUAUUGCUGAAUGCGAAGAAAUUUAAUGUAUCGAUUGUCCACGCAUUUGCACAGUUUCAAAUUUCUCUCAGGCACAGUUUACAUCUUAAUGCACUUUUGGGUUAUCCUUAUCAGCAAACGAGAAUUUCUGAGAUGUUUAACGGUACGUUGGUUUAUAAUUUGUACACGAAUUUCAAAGGAAGAAAUGACAUUGACGCUUAUGUUUUACAUCAAUUGCAAAAUUCACCAACUUUAUUGAGGCUAUUUAAUCGACUUUUAAGUCAUAUUAAAGGACUUUUGAAUCAGGAUGCGUUAGAUAAUAAAGUGAAUAGUGCGCGUAGACGAAGAAAGCGUAAUAAAGGUAAAAAUGGCGUGGAAAAUACACAAGUAAUAGAACCUGAAGAUACAACUUCAUUUCACGAUGUAAAUAAUCGAUACUCAUUGUUGAGAGGUCAUCAAAUGUAAUUUAUUGUUGAUAUUUCAUUAUUUUAUUUAUAUUAUACUUUAUAAACUUGUUGUUCAAAAUGCA